AGGUGACGCUUCCGGCGCAGAAAAAUGGCAGCCGCCGCUCCGGACUCACGUGUGAGUGAGGAAGAAAACCUGAAAAAGACCCCAAAGAAGAAGAUGAAAAUGGUAACUGGAGCCGUAGCGUCGGUGCUGGAAGACGAGGCCACAGACACUUCUGAUAGUGAAGGUUCUAUAGGAAGCUGUGGAUCGGAAAAGGACCACUUUUAUUCUGAUGAUGACGCAAUAGAAGCUGACAGUGAGGGUGAUGCUGAGCCCUGUGACAAAGAAAAUGAAAAUGAUGGAGAAUCAAGUGUUGGGACUAAUAUGGGCUGGGCAGAUGCUAUGGCUAAAGUCCUCAACAAGAAAACUCCUGAAAGUAAACCUACUAUUCUGGUCAAAAAUAAGAAGCUGGAAAAGGAAAAAGAAAAGUUAAAGCAAGAAAGACUAGAGAAAAUAAAACAGCGUGAUAAGAGGCUGGAGUGGGAAAUGAUGUGCAGAGUAAAGCCAGAUGUUGUCCAAGACAAAGAGACAGAGAGAAAUCUUCAGAGAAUUGCAACAAGGGGUGUGGUGCAAUUAUUUAAUGCUGUUCAGAAACAUCAAAAGAAUGUUGAUGAAAAGGUUAAGGAAGCUGGAAGUUCUAUGAGAAAGCGUGCUAAGUUGAUAUCAACUGUUUCCAAGAAAGAUUUCAUCAGUGUUUUGAGAGGGAUGGAUGGAAGUACAAAUGAGACUGCUUCAAGCAGGAAGAAACCAAAAGCCAAACAGACUGAAGUGAAAUCAGAAGAAGGCCCAGGUUGGACGAUCCUACGUGAUGAUUUCAUGAUGGGAGCAUCUAUGAAAGACUGGGACAAGGAAAGUGAUGGGCCAGAUGACAGCAGACCAGAAUCUGCAAGUGACUCUGAUACAUAAAGCAUCAUAGGAAAUACAAUUGCAGUCGUUUUAUUUUUUCUAGAAAAAUAUGUCAUCCUCUGAUAGUUGGGGAAUUAUAAGGAUACCAUUUGUAAGAAAGCCAAAAGACUUUUGCCAGAUUUCAUAUUUCCCCUUUUCAUGUACACUUUAUAUAUACUUCAUUAAAAUUAUAUUUUAAACCCUUGUAUAAUUUUAAGCAUUGUUCCUCAGAACAUUUGUAAAAGGAUAUAUUUCUGCUUGACCAGCGAGAUGUGCAUUUUGCCAGGAUCAUAUUGGUCAUGUCUAUUGGUGUAUUAUUUCAGUAUCACCAAUGUUUUCAGAAAUACAGUACUAAUUCAUCAUUAAACUCUUUGAAGUUAAUAUUUUUCUGCCUUCUAACUUAUAGACUCAACUAUGUAUCUGUAGUUUUUGGGAAUGGUUGGUGUUUUUUGCUUUGUGUUGGGAAGUUAUUGAGAAAACCUAUAUAAUAAAAUUUAAAAUUAUAGUUUUUCAGAUUUUGGGUCGUGAUUUUAGUUUUAGGUAAUCUGGAAGAUAUGAUUUAAGAAACAACAGAUUUCAACUUUUUUUUUUUUUUUUUUUUUUUUUUUUUUUUUUUUUUUGAGACGGAGUCUUGCUCUGUGGCCCCGGAUGGAAUGCAGUGGCGUGAUCUCGGCUCACUGCAAGCACCGCCUCCCAGGUUCACGCCAUUCUCCCACCUCAACCUCUCAAGUAGCUGGGACUACAGGUGCCUGCCACCACGCCCAGCUAAUUUUUUGUUUUUGUAUUUUUAGUAGAGACGGGGUUUCACCAUGUUAGCCAGGAUGGUCUCAAUCUCCUGACCUCGUGAUCCACCCGCCUCGGCCUCCCAAAGUGCUGGGAUUACAGGCGUGAGCCACUGCGCCCGGCCCAGAUUUCAACUUUUAUUUUAUUUCCUUUCAUUUAUUAAAUAAUAUAAAUAAUGACAGAUUUAUUUUAGGUGUUAGCCUAUUUUUGCAUGAGAGAUUUACAGAGGUGGAAAUUCUCAUGCUUAACUUAUGCAAUGAGACAAUUUCUCAGGAAGCAAGUUUGACAUGCUUUAGUCUCUCUCUUCUUUUUUUUCCUCCCAAAUAUUUGAGUUAGCUUAAAUUCUUUUUUAUGGACUGCCCAACCAGUGAAUUGAUGCACUUAGACAACAAGUAAUCUGCAGCAGAAUAUUGCAUCCAAUUUGAGACUUGAUUCCAUAUUAUUGCCUUAAAGGCUAUUAAAUUGGGUGACUUUUAGUAUCCAGCUGUUAAAAAGAGGAAAGACUGUUUAAUAUCAUUCCAAAAUUUUUGUGAAAUGUGGCCCAAGAUCUAAAGUUUUUAAGGGAAUUAUUUUUAAUAAAUAUGAUCUGUCCCUUUUUGAAAAGGAUCCAUCCCUUUUCAUAAUAAAAAUAAUUCCCUCCUACCACCCAGUUGCACAUACUUGCAUCUGUUAUGUAUUGAAGGAUAAUCCCCCCCAAAAAAACUAUCCAAGAGCAGAGAUGUUUAUAUUUUGAAACCCAUUUGAGUGUUACAGUAUUAUAUGACUAAAGCUGAAUCAGUCUGUGGCCUGGUAUUUGUUAUCAUAAAGGAAGAUGUACACCUAAGGUAUCAAGUGGUUAAAACAGCAAAGUACAAGAUGCAUUUUUGUAUUUAUUCUAACUUUUGAACAUUAGUGUCUUUCAGUAUAAAUAAAUGUGAACAAAUAUACCUCAGUAGUAAUACAGGAGAACUAAAUAUCCUGCUAUAACUUAAUACAGAUACAUAUUUCAAUAUGACUUAACAAACACACAAUUUUGAAAAAAAAAAAAAAAAAGUGCAGCAACUUAAACACAUUUUUCUCCCCAGAACUAAGAUUACACUUAAUUUAAUUUAAUGUGUUUCUGCGUUAUACUAGAGUUUUGCAGGAAUUUUUCUGAAUAGUACAUUCACAUGAUAGAUACGGAUAAAUACCUUAUUUACUAAAAUGUUUUGAAACAUAUUUUAUAGUCCCUCAUUUGAUUUGAAAAAAUUUGACAAGAUCUUCACAUUGAAAGUAAGGACGAGAAUAUUUGCAGAUUUCCUUCGUUCCAAAAUUAUUUUAUUCCAAAGAAAAAUUGAGUUGCCACUAUCAGGAAAAAAAAAAUGUAUCACUUCUGUUAGAAGGCUAUGAAGUAUAUAUAAAUUAUAUGACAAUUUUUAUCAUAUAGAUUUGAUAUCUUCUAUGUAUUCGUAUUUUUGCAUCUUGGGUAUUAAGCAAAAUACCAUAUGUAUAAAUAUGAAACCAGGAAUGUGCAUAUUUUAGAAACUAAUUGUGUAUCUUAAGUGAAUGUUUUGAGUAGUUCUGUCACCCCUAUUCUAAAUAUUUUACCUACAACAUUUAAAUUAUUCUGAUAUCAAUCAGAUAAAUAAUCCGAGUGUAUUUCAUCUUUCUACAUUGUCUUUGUGGUUUUUGUUUGUUUGUUUUUGAGACGGUCUCACACUGUCACCCAGGCUGGAGUGCAGUGGUGCAAUCUCAGCUCACUGCAACCUCCACCUCCCAGGUUCCAGCUAUCCUCCCACCUCAGCCUCCCAAGUAGCUAGGACUACAGGUGUGCACCACCAUGCCCAGCUAAUUUUUUGUCUUUUUGAUGUAGAUGGGGUUACCCCAUGUUGCCCAGGCUGGUUGUGAACUCCUGAGCUCAAGGGAUCCCCCCGCCUCUUGCCUCCCAAAGUGCUUGGAUUACAGGUGUGAGCCACCAUACCACCUGUCUUUGAAUUUUUUAACGAGGGGAAAGAAAACUGCAAUUCCUGCCUCCCCAUUUAUUUAAACAUAACACCUAGGAUUUUAUUUUUGGUAACUACUUAGAAUAAUAUAGUAGGUUACUUAUCUUCGGUUAGAAAGAACUAUGGAAAAUAGGAACCAAUAAUUUGGAAGUAUUAUUUCCUUAUUUCAUAUAUAGAAAUAAUUAUCUUAUUUCCUUAUUUCAUAUAUAGAAUAUUCUAGAUACUUGGAUGGCUGGGGUUGAUGUUCUUAGUAUUUAUCAUAGUUUAGCAUUGGUUGUUAUUUUUAAGCAUCAGAAUUUGAAAGCCAAUGAUAAUACCUGAUUAGGACUGAAAAUAGAAUUAUCUUAGUAGUUUAGCACUUUUUAUAAUGGAGUUGGAGCACUGAAUUUAUUUUCAAAUUACCUAGAAUUCUGCAUUGCUCAAACAUUAUUCAAUUGAUUGCAAAAUAUACCUUGGAAACCCUUUGGAUAGAACAGUUCAGAGGGUUACCACUAGUACUUAGAGCCUAAAGUCACUCAGUAGGAGGUUCUCAAAGGUCUAUUUGAAGGCAAUCCAAUUUCUUUAAAAUAAAAUAUUUUUUGCCUUUUAAAACAGAUGGGUGAAGAAAGGGACGUAUAAAUUCUGGGAAACCUCUUAUGUUUUCCUCCCAUUUCCUUCUAUGUCUCCAUUAAUGUGCUAACUUGAAGGAAUUUAACUUCAAGGAAAGUUGACUGAUGAAGUUUAUGUAGAGCUGUGAAUAUUAUAAUUUGUCAAUACUUUAUUGAUAAUGUUAACUUUGUUUUUAUUUGGAAACAUUUUUUCCAGUUGACCAAAGCAGAAUUCAUUCUGUUCUUCCCUCAAAUUCAUCUAUUAGGAUCAAUGUGAUUGACAUUUAUCUCCACUCUGCAUGUCACUGAUAUGGUAUAGACGCUAUAAGCCCUGUAGAUAUUAUGGGUAUGAAGACUAUUUGAGGUGAAUUGGCAGUGAGAGCAAAUUUUGGAAACAGGAGAGAGAACUACUUCGUGCCUAUAAAAAGCUCUCUCACUCCUUCCCCAAGAAAACAGGAGUCUGAAUUUUGGCCAGCUGGGUAUUUGAAUCUUACUGACUGUUGCAGCACUGGUAGUCCUGGUAAAUUUUUUCAGUGGGCGAGCUUUUCUGAAAUUUGAUUAAACAUAUUAGUCAAGGGAAUCUGUGAAUAGAUUUAGAAGUAGAAUGUUUGAGGUGGUUGACAAGACAUUUAGAAUUGUGAUUAAUGUUUUAAUAAAAUGCUAAGUUAGAAUGAAUAAUCAUAAUUAUAUAGAUGGAAGAUAUAUUCUAACAGUUCUUAAAUAAUUUUAGAUUCUCUAAAUUUAGAGUGUUUUCUAGCUUAGAGAGCAAUAUUAAUAUUUUUUACCUAGUCUACUGAACAUAAUUUCAGGGAGUUAGUAUUUAGGACUUUUUACCUAGAGAUGCGGUAAACCUUUUAAAUUUAAAUUUGCUUUCUUAAAAUACCUGUUCCAACAUUGCUCACCUUUCUUCUCCCUCCUUUUUGCCCUCUCCUUCAGUGGGAGGAGCACAUAUUCAGCUUUCUGUUAAACACUCUUUGGUUUUCAACUGAGUAAGGCAAGCAAGGAUAUAUGUUAGAAGAGUGGGCAUAAUACUUUAUAUUAAAAUUAUAGGGACUAAAAGUCUAAAUCAUUGCUGUCAAUAGGACUUUUUUUGAUGAUGGAAAUAAUUUAUGUCUGUGCUGUUCAAUAUGGUAGCCACUCGCAGAGGUGACUACUGAGCAUUUCACGUGUGGCUUGUGAUACAGAGGAACUAAAUUUUUAAUUUUACUUAAUUACUUUAAAUUUUAAAAGUUACACGUGGCUAGUGGGUCUAUCCCAACUAUGAAGAGAAUAAAGCUACAGAGCAUCUAUCUAGUCUAAUGAAACAACAGUGAAUUUGGGAAUUGUAAAUCUGUCUUAAGCUUUUUCCAUAAACUUUUAUUGAUAUAAUUUAGGCAUAUACAAAUACUGGUGAAAUUUUAUUGAUUGAAUUAUUGUUGACUUUUUUUUCAGUAUUUAUAUUUUUAAAAAGAUAUGUUUCUUUAUAAUUAACUUGUAUUGUAGGGUAACCAUUGUCCUUAAAUGUUAAGCCACUUAGUUAAUAACAAAUAGCAUUUGGUUUUUUAGCAUUAUUUAUCAUCUGAGGCUUUCAGAAUUAAUGCACCAAACCUUAAAUAUUUUUGUUGUUCUCUAAAAGAAUGGGUUUAUGAUGCACCAAAAGGACAUUUUGAGAACUGCCGGAGCAACAGAUACCACCAUGUAAGGAGUGAAUUCCCAUGUUUUUCACUUAUAUCUAGAGGCCUACUUAUUUAGGAGGUUUCCUAAGUAAGUGUAUUUAGUUGUAGGACCUUAGAGUUGCCUAGGUCCAUUCUAUUCUAGCAUAUACUCAACAUACUGCCAGAGCAAAUGUAGGUUGCAGAUUCAGGCAAAACACACACACACACACACACAAAACCCUGAAGAGCACAAUGAGCAUUAUUAGCACAGCCAAUUUAAAAUGAUGAGGUGUUAACCACAUUUGUAUAAAUAAUAGUUUCUCUAACCCUGAAUCAUUAUCCUGCAUUUUUAAUGCAAUCGGUUCAUAAACAUCAAAGUGAAAACACCAAAUUUGUAAGAGGUCAGGACCAACUGGGGCUCUAAAUGGAGAGACAGCUGAGAGCUGUGUCCCUAUGCGUGGGUGGCCUUGCAGCUGUUGAUUCACCCUCAGGCUACCAGACAGUUGCCUCUUUGCAUUUGCAGAACCAGACUUCAAUCUUAGGUAAAAAUGUAUCCCUCCCAUGGACAGGACAUAAACAAUAGAUUGACAUCAGCUCUGAAAACAGUGCAGCAGCCAGACUCAGCAGUUGCCCUGAAAUACUGAGAAGUACCAAGCAUAACAUCAAGACUGUUUCUACACAAUAAUAUUUGUCUUUGUACAGCAACACUGGGUUCUCUUAAGUAUAUUAUAAAUAUAAAAGCUCAAAGUCCAAAAGGUUCAAUGUGAUGAUAUCCUUCUCUACAAAUGCCAGGAACACCAGGGUAGAUUGCAUGAGACAUGACUGCCGUAUCUUGGUCCUUACUAGGAUUCCCAAAUAUACUCCUUAAUAACCAGUAAAGUUAUAUUUACACUGGACAUUUUAAGAAAUACCAGUGUUCGUUGUUAGAUGAGAGACAGCAUAAUUUUGGAAUCACAACUGAGUUCAGAGUUCAGUUUUGAGUCCUACUAGUUUUGUUUCCUUGUGUAAGUUUCUUAACCUUUGUAAGGCUAGCAUGUAAAUCAGAUACAAUAAUAUAUAGUUCAGGGUGUAAAGAUUGGAUUAAUGUAUGCAGUGUCUAUCUAGCACAGUGCCUGUUAUGUAGUAGCGUGUCAAGAGAUGUUCUCUCUUAUGCAUUUGGAGGAUUAGGUGCUGCACCUAUAGGUUUCCAUUCAUUUCUCAUCUAUGUAAUUCUGAGUCUUCCUUUUCUAGAUAGAAUUCCCCCCAACAAAAAUUUAAAGUCUAACAGGUGGUAGGUGCUUAUUGAGGCCCAGCAAUUCUACUUCUGGAAACCUUCCUCAGGAAAAGAUUCUGAUGACAGAAAAUGCUGUGUGAACAGUAUUAUAUAGAAUUGUUUUUAAUAGCAAGAAAUUUUUUAAAACUUACAAGUUCAGUGAUAUGAGGACAUUUACAUAAACUAUCGAACCACCAGUCUUCUGUCAAUUCCUUUUAAAAUGAUGGUUGUGAAGACUGAUGAAAACACAGUGUCAAUGAUAUGUUAACUGAAAAAGUAAGAUUAAAAACAUUAUGGAUAGUAUAAGUUUCUUAAAUGCCAACAAUGCAUGAGGUGAAUAGAAUAAGACUUUUUUUUAAAGAAUGUAAUUUUUGACAGUCUGAAAAGACAGGCCUUAUAUUUAUAUUGAGAAAAAUGAUCCUGACAUUUAAUGAGACACUAAAACAGUUUUUAUUUUUUGCUUACUUAUUCUGUUCUAGAAUCCAAACUCUACAUACUGUUUAAUAGAGCAUUAUUGAUAUUAGCUGUAUUAGAUGACUGUAUGAAGAGUCCUGUUUGCUAGAAUCCUACUUUAUCUUUUAAGUUUUGCUAAUUACCCUGCAAUGAAUGUUGAACAUAAAAAAUUUGACUCCCUUUCCAUGUGUCCACUGUUUCCUUGUGCCUUUUGAUUAAUAAAACUUUAUUUUUAAGUGAGAA
Messenger RNA from Homo sapiens (human), 7774 nucleotides. It is a transcript of the gene RRP15, whose product is annotated as ribosomal RNA processing 15 homolog. Bases 25 to 882 code for a protein of 285 amino acids. The transcript is spliced from 5 exons. Lineage: Eukaryota; Metazoa; Chordata; Mammalia; Primates; Hominidae. Gene Ontology annotation, biological process: rRNA processing. The record is from RefSeq and is a predicted model, not a curated record.